This is a messenger RNA of Centruroides sculpturatus (bark scorpion), 1002 nucleotides long. RefSeq lists its product as uncharacterized. NCBI's taxonomy places the organism in Eukaryota, Metazoa, Arthropoda, Arachnida, Scorpiones, Buthidae. The record is from RefSeq and is a predicted model, not a curated record. Bases 322 to 684 code for a protein of 120 amino acids. The transcript has 5 exons.
CAUCACUAUUUAAAUCAUCCAUUUGUGAGUCGAUAUGUAAGAAUCCAUCCAACUUCAUGGCACGGGAGAGUCAGUUUAAGAUUGGGUGUAAUUGGAUGUCGUCAUACAGGUGAUUGUGGUCCAGGAUUUUUCAGAAUACAUGACUGUACAGAAUGUGUGGAGAAUUUAGCUUAUCAAAAAGAAACCUGGGUAAACGAUAAAAGACAUGCCUGGGUUGGAUGGAAAUAUGGACAUUCUUCUUUUGCUGUGGAUGGAGAAGCAGACAAUCAACUUCAAAAAUGUGCUAUUCUCGAUAACUAUUAUGUGGAAUACCCGAUUUGGAUGGUUGACCUCGGACAAAAGAGAACUAUACGCGGUGUCGUGAUUGUCACUUGGCAGGGUAAAGGUCAGGAUCGAGCUACUCCUUACAGAGAUUAUGUUUAUAAAUUAGAUAAAUUAACAGUUUAUGUGGAAGAUAAGCCCAGAUUGGAAUCCAUUAUAACUGGCAAUAAAUGUGGAUCUGUAUCGAGAAUGAACGGAGCAGUUUUUCGUAAAAGGAUCCUCAUCGACUGCCCAGCUAAUAUGAAUGGCAGGUACAUAUACGUUAAAGCCACAGGAGUACCUAACAGUCAUCUAAAUACCUCAUAUCGACGGGGCUUAUGGUGCCAUCAUUAUAAUUCAUCUUUAACAUUUAACAAAUUCUAAGUGUUUUAACUUAUUAAAAUAUUCAUUUCAUCCAAAUUUGUUUUGGAAUAUAUACAAUAUAUAUAUUUUUCCCAACUUGACAAUGACUGCAGUCAUCGACAGUGCAAAGCAAUAACGGUUUUUUCUUUUUUGUGAAAAAUUCAUUCGAAGUCUUCCUUUUGUCACUGUUGAUGUUCGUUCGUUGUAAAGUUUGUUUUAAACUUUAAAAAAAGAGAGAGAAAAAGUAGAUUUUUGUCUAAUCAAUAAUGAAUUAAUUACAUUAUGCAAAUUCAGAAACUCUGUAAUAGUAAUUCAAUUAAUAAAAUAGAAUUAUAAUCA